AGACGCGGGGCAGGCGGGCAGGCCGGGCUGACGUGCGGGCCGCAGGGGGGUUUAUUUUGCUCCGGGCCGCCGCCAUUAGAGGAGGCCGGCGGGGGCUCCCCCCCUCCCCCUUUUACAACCUCCCCCCCUCCGUCACCGAGUGGCACCGCCCGCGGCCGCGGCCGCCCGCCGCGCUGGGAGAGACCAUGGCAAAGUUCAGUUAGCGAGAGGAGGGAGCCCGGGUGACCCGCGCCGCACGACCCCGCCGUCACGAUCGCAGCCUGCGGCAGGACCCAGCCCGCUGAGGAAUAGUUACCUGCUUAGUGUCAUCCUUCGUAUUUGGCAAUCUGAGGAAAAGGUCUGAGCCAGCAUGAAGACAGACUCUCCUCUUCAGUAGAGAAAAACUUUCUGCCUGACGCAGUUCAUUUCAAGAAGUGCACGAUGACAGAGCGUGGAAUUAAAUGGGCUUGUGAGUAUUGUACGUACGAAAAUUGGCCAUCUGCAAUCAAAUGUACCAUGUGUCGUGCUCAGAGACCUAGUGGAACAAUUAUCACGGAAGAUCCAUUUAAAAGUGGUUCAAGUGAUAUUGGUCGAGACUGGGAUCCUACAAGCACCGAAGGAGGGAGUAGUCCUUUGAUAUGUCCAGAUUCUAGUGCAAGACCAAGGGUUAAAUCAUCUUACAGUAUGGAAAGUGCAAAUAAAUGGUCGUGCCACAUGUGCACGUACUUGAACUGGCCAAGAGCGAUAAGAUGUACUCAGUGCUUGUCUCAACGUAGGACCAGGAGUCCCACGGAGUCCCCUCAGUCUUCAGGGUCUGGUUCAAGACCAGUUCCUUUUUCUGUUGACCCGUGUGAGGAAUAUAAUGACAGAAAUAAACUGAACACAAGGGCUCAGCACUGGACUUGUUCUGUUUGUACAUACGAAAACUGGGCGAAGGCCAGGAAAUGCGUUGUGUGUGAUCAUCCCAGACCUAACAACAUCGAAGCAAUAGAACUGGCAGACACAGACGAGGCUUCUUCAAUCAUAAACGAGCAAGACAGAGCUCGGUGGAGGGGGAGCUGUAGUAGUGGGAAUAGCCAAAGAAGAUCUCCGCCUACAACCAAACGCGAAUCCGAUGUGAAAAUGGACUUCCAAAGAAUUGAAUUGGCUGGAGCUGUUGGCAGCAAGGAAGAACUUGAAGUUGACUUCAAAAAACUAAAGCAAAUAAAAAAUAGAAUGAAAAAGACUGACUGGCUGUUUCUAAAUGCUUGCGUGGGAGUUGUAGAAGGUGAUUUAGCUGCUGUUGAAGCUUACAAGUCAUCAGGAGGAGACAUUGCCCGCCAGCUUACCGCAGAUGAAGUACGCCUGCUAAAUCGUCCUUCUGCUUUUGACGUCGGGUACACGCUUGUACAUCUAGCGAUACGCUUCCAGAGACAAGAUAUGCUAGCGAUCUUGCUUACGGAGGUGUCACAGCAUGCAGCGAAGUGCAUUCCUGCCAUGGUGUGUCCAGAGGUCACAGAACAAAUUCGUCGCGAAAUUGCUGCAUCUCUUCAUCAGCGGAAGGGAGACUUCGCUUGCUAUUUUCUGACUGACCUUGUAACGUUUACGUUACCUGCAGAUAUUGAAGACUUACCGCCCACAGUCCAAGAAAAGUUAUUUGAUGAAGUACUUGAUAGAGAUGUUCAGAAAGAGCUAGAAGAGGAAUCUCCCAUCAUUAACUGGUCGCUGGAACUGGGCACCCGCUUGGACAGCAGGUUAUAUGCACUUUGGAAUCGGACUGCAGGGGACUGCCUGCUUGAUUCAGUACUACAAGCUACUUGGGGCAUUUACGACAAAGAUUCAGUGCUGCGGAAAGCUCUUCACGACAGUUUACAUGACUGCUCACAUUGGUUCUAUACACGCUGGAAAGAAUGGGAAUCGUGGUAUUCCCAAAGCUUUGGUUUACAUUUCUCGUUGCGCGAGGAACAGUGGCAGGAAGAUUGGGCAUUCAUACUCUCUCUUGCGAGCCAGCCUGGAGCAAGUUUGGAGCAGACACACAUUUUUGUACUUGCACAUAUUCUUAGAAGACCAAUUAUAGUUUAUGGAGUAAAAUAUUUUAAGAGUUUCCGAGGAGAAACAUUAGGAUAUACCCGUUUUCAAGGUGUGUAUUUGCCUUUGUUGUGGGAACAGAGUUUCUGCUGGAAGAGUCCCAUCGCUCUGGGCUACACGAGGGGCCAUUUCUCCGCUCUGGUUGCCAUGGAGAACGACGGGUAUGGCAAUCGAGGUGCUGGUGCUAACCUCAACACUGAUGACGAUGUCACCGUUACCUUUCUGCCCUUGGUGGACAGCGAGAGGAAACUAUUGCACAUUCACUUCCUUUCUGCUCAAGAGAUAGGUAACGAGGAGCAGCAAGAAAAGCUGCUUCGGGAGUGGCUGGACUGCUGCGUGACGGAAGGAGGGGUUCUCGUUGCGAUGCAGAAGAGCUCUCGGCGGCGCAACCACCCUCUCGUCACCCAGAUGGUGGAGAAGUGGCUCGAUCGCUACCGCCAGAUCCGCCCGUGUACAUCCCUUUCCGAUGGCGAGGAAGACGAGGAUGACGACGACGAAUGAUGGUGGAAUGUGGGAAGGAAAUGACCAGCGCGUAGCGCCUGACCUGGAGUUAGGGUUGUGCUAUAGCUGUUCGUUGUGGAACGACCUAAUUCUGGAAGAAACAUGCUGCAAAGGGUUUUUCUAACCAGUAUGGGGAGAGUCUAGAAGCUCAUCUGCUGCGUGGAGAGCACUGAAUGGGCUGGACUACAGUUUGUAUAAAAACAAAGAAAAAGAAACAAAACAGCUAAUUUUAUUAUCGAGACAGGAAAAAAACCAACAUUUUUCUGAUUGUAAAUCUGUCUAUAAAUGUACCGCAUGUGGUUGUGUCAGAGGUUGUGUAAUAGGAAAAGUAUACCAGCAUCUUAAUUAUUGCAAAGAAAUCUUUCAAAUAAGGGCACUUACGAAAGCACACGUUAGGUGGAUUUCUCUUCCCUCUGAGAUUCUUUUACAGUAGAACUUGGGAUUCUACAUCACCUUUAGAUACUCUGACACGUUUCUGUGAAAGGCCCUUUGAUGUGAAAUCUCACUAGUGCCCAGGUCAGGUGGUGAGGUUUUUUUGUUUGCACAAGAUAUCCACAGCAAGUCAUAAGCAAAAAUACACUCGUUACUUACUAAUACUUCAGUUACUGCUGUGCCCCUAAAAUAAAAUCUAAACACUAUGAAACAAACUGGAAGAGAAGGUAAAUUUUUUCAUUGAGUGAAAUGAUUUGCUUCCUGAAAGUUUUUCUGGUCUUUUUUCUUCCUUUAAUAGUUAAUAGAUUCCCUUUGAUAUACUUAAGAAUAUUUAUUCAGGGAAGUGACCUAAAAUAUGUGGAUUUUUUUUUCCAGUGAGCAUAUACUAAACCAAACUGUGUGAAAUUUGAGAGCUCAGACACGAUCGAUAAUUUUGUAUCGUGAAAACUUUUGUCUUGCUGUGAUACAAACCGUAUAUCAUAUCAUUUACUCUUUCAUCACCUUAAACGUUGCUGCAAAUGAAAAAACAUCUUUUUAAAGGGUUAUUCCUUGGUCGUUACAUCUAGUGAGAAUACACUCGGCAGUUCUGAUUGAAAAGAAGAAACUAUGCUAAAGUUGUUUUUACAAGCACUGUUAUAUAUUUCUCAGUAUGUAAGCCUGGGAAUUUCUUGCAUGUUGAUUGAUGUGGCCAUACUUAAACUUAUGUAAGUUCCUAAGAUUGUAAGUUCAGAGUAUAUUCUCCAGUAGAAAUUUUAUUAUAUUUGAUAACUUUAGCCAUGUAACCUGUAAUGGAUAAAGUUUAUCUAAAAAUCUCACUUAAACACUAAAGGUUAAUGCCAGUUUUUACAUAUGCAGUGCAAUUCAGGUUUUCUUGGAAAGCACUUUUGACGGUGUGGUGGUCGAAUAAGGAAUUUUUGCAGUAGCUGAAAUUGUUUUAAUUAGAAAUUGGAACGAAGCCCCAUAGCACAUAUUUUUAUGUAGUUGAGAGCUAUGGAAACCCGGAGGAACUUGCUGCUUUUUUUCUUCCAAAUGCUGCUUAGAUGGUGUUGAAAUGUGCACAACUCCUACAGAAACUUGGUGACGACACCAAAAGUCUAGAAAUAAUGAAGUACUGUAUUAACUUAGCAAUUUUCCCAUCACAGAUUUCAUGGAGGUUUAUUAUGAAACGUCUUCACGUUUUUGGCCAUUUUAUCUCCUCUGACUGGUGCAUGCGCAAACUUUCAGGUAAAAGAGUGCAUGUUUAUCUGCCGUAUACGUCUGGUUUACCUGAGCUGAGUAGGCAAGCUGCUGAUACCGAAGAGGUUUUGACAGGCAUAUGGUCCUGUUUCAAGUUCGCUUUCUAAACUGGUAUCAUUUCGUCCUUUUUUUCUUAACUUGCAAGCAAAAUCCUUUUAUUCCUCGUCGAGCUGAUGACCUAAAGCUUUGCUGUCAGGGGAGCCGAGCGCUGGGUAAGCUGGGAUGGGAUUUUGCGUGGCCUGAGCGGUGUGCGUGGGCAGGCUUCCUCACCUGCCAGGGCGCAGCCCUGUCCCUGGGGCUCAGGGUGAAGGACAGGGGUGGAGCAGCUCCCUGUAAACUCGCAUCCCAGCUCACCCAGGGCCAAGGUCCCCGCGCAGACCAGCAUUUGAAUGGACAGAAGGAUAAGCUCCUACCUUCGGUAGGCUCUUUAAAAGGGUGUGCAAAACGUUACCCUUUCAUUUUUGCAGUAGUGUUCCGUUUAAGGAAGUAAAGCUUCCUUGUGACAUGGGGAGAAUAACUAACUAAUGUGAAAAGUACCCUGAGCCACGCUCCACAAGCACGCCUUUCCUUACCUCGUCUCGCUGUACCUGGGCAGCCCGUCCCCGACCGCCACGUUUCCAUGGCACGUGGAAGUUCCCCAUGCAGUCAGUCACAGCUGUUUUAAAAAGCAUGCACCGUGCUCUCUGAUAUUUAUCUAGUUCUGGUAUGAGAGGACAGUCCUGGUACUUCAGAGCUCUUGGCUUUCUUAAUCAUUAUUGUUCUGUUCUGAUGUGCUGUAAAAUGGUAUGUUCAGGUUAACGAGCUUCCCGGGUCACUUCGGAACUGGCGAAGUUUCUUUUUUCAAAAUCAAAGUAAUCCAAACCUCAUGUACCUGUAGAUUAAAGAGAUGCAAACCCCGGCUUUGUGCUAGCCCAGUAGUCAGUGUAUGUUAAUGGGUGCUCUCCUUCGCUUACAUGCGUGAAAGUUUACAAAUACCGAGAGGAAUUUGCAAAUGUGACCUUGCAACUUGGCUGAAAGAGCAGAACUUGCUGACAAGUACAUACAAAACUUUGUUUCCCAAUGUUAUUUUCCCCAUGCUGCUGCUCCCAGUCGCAGACGCCUUCCCAGUGCACAACUCGGCUUUUCCUCGCUACCUCCUUCGCACCUGGUCAUUUUCCUGGUUUUAUUUGUGAACUCCUCAGUGAAAAUCCCUGUAUUUCUUCGGUUUUUAAUACAUUAAAAUUCAGUAAUCGUGGGUUCUUCAAGAGUUCUGCUGCAUGGCUUACGGCAAAUACCCCCAGCACUCGUUUACACCACUAACCAAGGUUUGUGUGCAGUUGGUUUAGCUGCUGCUUUUUCCUUUUCCCCUCUUGCUCAGCAUUGUCCCAUCACCCCCUUUUUUUUUUGCUGUGGCUUUAUUUAGCAUGUUUGUCACCUUCCAGCUGCUUGUUUUAAGCUACUCUGACAUCCCUCAUCAGCAGAGGCUCCCUGCCUGCCCUUCUCGAGGGUGAAGACAGCCGCGUGGCUGUCAGCAGAGUACCAGGCGCAGAUCUUGAGCAGCAACUGUUCAUCUCCUCUUUCCUUGCCUAAUGACUUUCCCCUUGAAAGCUGCAGCCUGGUUCCUCGCGUUGCUUCUCCCUAUCCUAACUGUGGUGAUACUUUCCCCUUUCUCCUUCCCUCUGCCUUCUCCCUGUGGCUCUUGCUGCUGUUUGCACUACGGGCAUGCGAACCCCAGCGGGGAGGGUAACUUAACGCUGCCGGCCGUCCCUAGGAAGCUUCCUGUAGUCUGUAACUGCACCUCUUGACUUCUCCCCCUGCCCAGCUUGCAGCGCUUCACCAGAAGCUGCCCUGGCUUUGAGAGGAGGCUGGGUAUGGACGGACCCCACAGUGUCCGGGGUUUUGAAGUCCCUCACCUCACGGGGCUGAGCCCACCCCUGGCAGCGGCCGCACACGGGGCCGCAACUCUGAGACCUGGCCCCCCAGGAACGUCCUUGCCCCUGUAACCUGGCUGUUCACAAGCAAAUGGAAGCACCGGAGCUAUGUUGUUUUGAGACAACUCUAAACCUUAAUGUAAACACUUCCUUCAUGCAGUGUUUCCCAGAUAGGUACAACCUCUGCACCUAACCUGUUUCACGCUCCCGGUUCCUUGGUGUUCACGGAUAAUCACCGGUGUGCUCUGCGAGCGGUCACGCAUCUACGAGGGGUGCCCUCUUUUUUAACGUGUGUGGAGCUGGUAACUAGUUUUCAGUUUAAUUUAAAGGAAAAUACAGAGCUUUGUAACCGAGACCCUUUUUGGUUUCAGCUUUUUUCCUGAUCCCUUUCCAGACGGGGCUCUUUGCCCACCUGCCAAGGUGCGUGCAGGCACUCUGUGAAAGAUGGGGUGGAGACGGAGGACCUGGCCUCUCCUCUGCCUGCCUGGAGCUGCUGGCACCUCGGCACGUUUCAGCUUUGUUCUUUAGCCGUUCAGUAACACCUCAAAUCUCGAUUAUGCGCAAAAAGGAGCGCGAGGUGUAGCUGCCUUUGUAGCACGACGGAAACCCUCUGCCUCUUUUUCCGCUUAGCCUGCAAGUACCGCCCCACACGCCUUUAAACAUAACCUGCAAACACUCCGUGUUACUCCGGCUUAUGGGUAGCACCACCUGAAAGUCGGGAGAGGAAUUCAGCGAGCGUUUCCCCAGCAGUGCCAUUUUAAAACUGAGCUGGCCGUGAGCUGUGUGAUUGCGGCACGUCUCGGAGCCCGCGGUAGGGAGCCUUGGGCACGGCGCUGCUGGAGUGGGGCCGAGGUCGGACCCGAGGACAAGGCUGUGCCCUGCCUGCUGUGAGCACAACUUCAGGGCCAGGGCAGCGCUUCGGGAGCUCACCAGACAUGUCCUGUACCAGUGAAGUGGCAGCGAGAGCUCUUGCCUCACAGAAAUUAUAGAAAUUUUAUCACUUUUUAUUGAAAACUGCACUGAACGCUAAAUGUCCACCUUUACAAUAAACAAAUACAAGAACGGUAACACACUAAAACAAAACAGCUGAUAGCCAUUGCUUUUUUUCUUUUCUCUUCUGUUUGGGACAGCUUAAGAUUUUUUGUCACAGAAACAGGAAUGUACCCAUACAAAGGCUCAAAAUCGGCCAUCUCAAAAACAAAAAGGCGAUGGUUCACAAAAGACUAUGAAUAUAACAUGUAACUAGUUGAUACAAAUCUAAUAGGAUUUGUUAAAAUCAGUCACAUCUAAUAACACGUUUUGAAGUGUUCUUGUAUAAAAUAGCACGUGAAGAAAAGAAGACUUUUAUCAAUGUCUAAAAAAGUGGGUUUUGUUCAUAGACAGUCUGACAAGUUACCAUAAAAAGUGUUUCCUGAGACAUAAGGAAAUGCAACAUUAUUCUUGAACCCUUUCCAGCUCAAGACUUUUCCACUUGAUAAAAUAGCUGCAGAUUUAAAACUGAGAAAAUAUAUUUGAGUACAAAUAGUGUGUGAAACGUAAUAAUACUUUCUUCUUUUUUUUUUUUUUAAAUUUUUUUUUCUUGCAUCAUUGCAGGGCGUAGGCGGAUGCACAGCUACUUUAUUCAGUGUAGGGGCAGAGAAGAGCCUGGCCGUUGGGUUUUUUCGGGACUUUGGGAGGGCAGCGGCCGGGGCUGGGAGCCCUCGGUGCCUUCCCAGCCCGCAGCUCCCAGCCGGGGUGGCUGCAGCUCGGCUCGCGCCUCUCGGGAGAACUUCGGGCACGCGUCACCGGCCCCGGGGGACCCCGAAACGGAUCUGAGCUUUUUUUUUCUUCUGCUCCUGAGCCAGUAUCGCUGCCUCCUGUUAG
Molecule: messenger RNA, 7988 nt
Organism: Cygnus atratus (black swan)
Lineage: Eukaryota; Metazoa; Chordata; Aves; Anseriformes; Anatidae
Gene: ZRANB1
Product: zinc finger RANBP2-type containing 1
Exons: 12
Coding region: 421-2547 (708 amino acids)
Biological process (GO): protein K33-linked deubiquitination; protein K29-linked deubiquitination; cytoskeleton organization
Cellular component (GO): nucleus; cytoplasm
Molecular function (GO): cysteine-type deubiquitinase activity; K63-linked polyubiquitin modification-dependent protein binding
Source: RefSeq, a predicted model, not a curated record